UUUAACUUUAUAUUAUUCUUAUUAACACUUAUAUAAAAUUUAUAAUAAAUAUUUAAUAAAAUUUGAUUGAUAUGUCGUUAACCACUCCAUUGCAAGACGAGUGUAUAUUUCAAACACCAUUGGAAAUAAUAAGCAAACUAUUGGAGGCGCGACUAAUUAAUUUACAUAGAGAACAAACCCCAGAAAUGCGAGCAAAUAAUAAAGCACUUAAUGAAGAAAUAAUUGCAAUCCUAUCGCCUCUUCUGGAGAGAGCGAAUCCAACUCAAGAUAUUUGUAAUUUCUUAAGUCAACACUGUCGCCUAAACCCGCGAUCAAUGGUAGUUCGGGACCAUUACAGCGAAAUAACCCAAAGAAUAUUGAAACAUAACAUGGAUUUUAGUAAAUAUCCCAAAAUGCGAGUUUUGGUUCAGGACUAUGUCUUAGCGCUUAAUUCUCAAAACGAUGGCACAAAUCUUGUCAAACAAUUCAUUAAAUGUAUUACAAUUGUUCACGGGUUCAGCAGCACAUGUCCGCACCCACGAGUGCUCCUCAACAUCACGUCCCUGUGUUUGGCCGCUCUCUCCACACUGUUUGAGGAGCGGAGGACUGAUCUUAAUUCAGAUAUUGAGGCAAAUAUAAGCGAACGAUCCAUCAUUGAAGACGAUUCACUACAUGAAGACUGGAGACCAGGAUUAGCACAAAUACUACAACCGAUUCCCUUUCCCGACAUAGCGUUAACUAUUCCUGAAUUCACAUCACGCGAAAAAUCUUUCAAAUCUGUGAUAAGAAACAUAUGUUCAGACAAUAGAUGUGAAGUUCAUCUGACGUUAUUAGGAGACAGAGAAGAAAAGGAGAAUUGGCUGCAAAUCUUCUGUCCCGGAAGUAUUGCCUGCGAUGACGAGGGAGACAUUUGGAGUUUCAUUCUCAAGAAUCUAAUCGGUUGUUGUUGUCGUCGCAAAGCAUUUCUGAUGUCAUUGAACAAGAGUUUGGGCCCCUGUAUGCUGAGGGCCCUACGAGACGAUGACACCUGUCAACAGAUUCUGUGCGCUAUGAUAGAGCUGAAUGUCGUGGAGAGCGUCGAUAUGCAGCAACAGAUCAUUACUACUCUUCAGAGCACACAAACAGGAAAAUCACAUUAUCAUGAUCUCUGUCAACGACAACUCCACCUCAAAGAAUUGCAACAAAAGGGAGGGCCGAGAAAGUUGACGCUCCCGUCGCGAUCUACUGAUGCAGACGUCACCAAACUAUUGAGUUGCGGAUCAUUUGGAAACCUGGAGUGUCUAUCAUUAGCCUUCACUCAAGUGACCAGUGCUUGUGCUGAACACUUAAUCAAAUUGCCUUCACUUAGAUAUCUAAACCUAUGGUCAACUCAGUUUGGUGACAUUGGUUUACAAUUGAUUUCAGAGCACUUGCAUAGACUACAAGUGCUAAACCUGUGCGAAACACCCGUCACUGAUAAGGGAUUAAAAUAUCUAACGGCGAUGAAGAAUCUCAGAAAAUUGAAUUUAAACAGCACUCGCCUCUCCACUCAAACCUUUGAAGACCUCAAACUAAAACUACCGGCGCUUCAAGAGAUUGAUAUUAGAUAUACAGAUGCCUGGUAA
Messenger RNA from Medioppia subpectinata, 1583 nucleotides. The record is from the annotation of a GenBank genome assembly. Lineage: Eukaryota; Metazoa; Arthropoda; Arachnida; Sarcoptiformes; Oppiidae.